Messenger RNA from Pungitius pungitius (ninespine stickleback), 5275 nucleotides. Its product is annotated as contactin-associated protein-like 4. The transcript has 24 exons. NCBI's taxonomy places the organism in Eukaryota, Metazoa, Chordata, Actinopteri, Perciformes, Gasterosteidae. The coding region runs from base 133 to 4113 and encodes 1326 amino acids. The record is from RefSeq and is a predicted model, not a curated record.
CUCUCUCUCUCUCUCUCUCUCCCCCUCCCUCUCCAUCCCUCCUCUCUCCCUCCUGUCGGGUUUGAGGAGAUCUCUCUAGGAGCUGGAGAGGAGAAGUUGUCCGUCUCUCUCUCUCUCUCUUGCUUCCUCACCAUGGAUUCUAGGAGUCAUUCUAGGAGUCAUCCUAGGAGUCAUUCUAGGAGUCAUCCUAGGAGUCAUUCUAGGAGUCAAGGAGCCGCUGGGAUUAUCGCUCACGUCGCGCUGCUCCUCUGCAGCUCGUGCGGGACAACCGGAGAAGAGGUGUGCGACGGCACGCUGGUGUCCAAUCUGCCGCCGGCGUCCUUCAGAAGCUCCUCCCAGCUGUCCAGCAGCCACGCACCCAGCUUCGCCAAGCUCAACAGGAGGGACGGCGCCGGAGGCUGGUCUCCUCUCACCUCGGACAGGUAUCAGUGGCUGCAGGUCGACCUCGGCCAACGGACCAAGAUCGCCGCCGUCGCCACGCAGGGCCGCUACGGCAGCUCCGAUUGGCUGACGUCGUACCUGCUGAUGUUCAGCGACACGGGGCACAACUGGAAACAGUACCGGCAGGAGGACAGCGUCGGGUCUUUUCCAGGUAACAGUAACGCAGACAGCGUGGUUCAGUACAAACUGCAGCAGCCGGCGACCGCUCGCUUCCUGCGGCUCCUCCCCCUGCACUGGAACCCCAGCGGGAGGAUCGGCCUCCGGCUGGAGGCCUACGGGUGUCCUUACACCUCCCACGUCCUGAGCUUGGACGGCAGCAGCACGGGCCUGGCGUACAGACGGAGCCCGGCGGCACCGGGGUCGGUCGGAGACGUCGUCUCCAUGGAGUUCAAAACCCUGAGGAACUCUGGGACGCUGCUGCGGGCGGAGGGGGGGGGAGGACUCGGCCUCAGCCUGCAGCUGGAGAGAGGGACGCUGCUGCUGCUCACGCGAGGUCCUGCGUCCUCUGAGCCCCGGCGCGUCGCCUCCCUCGGCAGCCUGUUGGACGACCAGCACUGGCACCGCGUGGCGGUGGAGUGGCGCGGCUCUCAGCUCAACGUCACGGUGGACGAGCACACGGAGCGGGUUCGAAUCCCCGCGGAGUUCGGCAGCUGGGACGCGGAGCAGCUGAGCGUAGGGACAGUGUCGAGCCCGGAUGUCUCCGAGAGGAACUUUCACGGCUGCUUGGAAAACCUUCAGUACAACGGCCUCAACCUGAUAGAAUUAGCCCAAAACAAAGAUCUCCGAGUGGCUGUAAGGGGCAACGUGACCUUUUCUUGUGCUGAGUCGGUUUCCGUCGCCGUGACGUUCCCGGGUCCCCAGAGCUUCCUCCGGUUGCCGUGGGCGACAUCGUCCCUGUCGAAGGGCGUGUCCGUCGGGUUCCAGUUCAGGACGUGGAACGACGCAGGGCUUCUGCUCACCUUUGACCUGCCCGAGGGAGGGGGCGUGGUCUGGUUGUACCUGAGCGAGGCCAGACUCCGCCUGCAGAUCCAUAAAGACGGCCGGGUGCCGCUGGAGCUCAGUGCAGGUUCCGCUCUGAAUGACGGGCAGUGGCAUUCGGUGACGCUGACCUCCAGCAGAGGUCGUCUGAGCAUCGGCGUGGACGCAGAGGAAGGAGGCAGCGCCCAAGCCGCUACCUCGUACCCUGUCGCAGUAGAAAGUCACCUGUUCUUUGGUGGUUGUCCUGCUGAGAACAACGAGCCGAGGUGCAGAAACCCCUUCAGCGUUUUCCAGGGCUGCAUGCGUCUCCUCGUGCUGAACCACCUCAUGGUGGACCUGAUAAUGGUGCAGAAGAAGCAGCUGGGGAUCUUCAGCCACCUGCAGAUCGACAUGUGUGGGAUCAUCGACAGGUGCUCGCCCAGUCGCUGUGAGCAUGGCGGCCGCUGCAGUCAGUCCUGGACCGUCUUCCGCUGUAACUGCUCCGCGAGCGGCUACAGCAGCGCGACCUGCCACAGCUCUGUGUACGAACCGUCCUGUGAGGCGUACAAACACAACGGCAACACGUCGGGACACUUUUAUAUCGACGUGGACGGCAGCGGACCAAUCAGACCGCAGCUGGUCUACUGCAACAUUACAGAGGAGAACACGUGGAUGGAGAUCCAGCACAACAACACGGAGCUGACCAGAGUCCGGCCGUCUCCGGCUGCACGCCAGCAUUUACUUCACUUCAACUACUCCACUGAAGAGGAGCAGCUAUUGGCCGCCAUCAGCCAAUCAGAGCACUGCCAACAGGAGCUGUCCUACCGCUGCAGGAAGUCCCGCCUCCUCAACACUCCAGAGGGCUCUCCGUUCAGCUGGUGGCUCGGGGGUCCCGGUCCCGGUCGGGUCCAGACCUACUGGGGCGGCGCUCAGCCGGGCAGCCGGCAGUGUGCAUGCGGCCUGCAGGGCGACUGCGUGGACCCGCAGCACUACUGCAACUGUGACGCCGACCGCGCCGAGUGGGCGGAGGACUCGGGCCUGAUCACCCAUAAGGAGAACCUCCCCGUCAGGUCACUGGUGCUGGGCGACGUCCAGAGGGCCGAGUCGGAGGCCGCCUACCGGGUGGGGCCGCUCCGUUGCCACGGAGACAAGAACUUCUGGAACGCCGCCUUCUUCGACAAGGAGACGUCGUACCUCCACUUCCCCACCUUCCACGGAGAGCUGAGCGCAGACAUCUCCUUCCUGUUCAAAACCACGGCCUCCUCCGGGGUCUUCCUGGAGAACCUGGGCAUCAAAGACUUCAUCCGGAUCGAACUGAGCUCCUCCACCCGGGUGGUGUUCUCCCUGGACGUCGGCGACGGGCCACUGGAGGUCGGUGUGGAUUCGGGCGUCCCCCUGAACGACGACCGGUGGCACCGGGUCCGGGCCGAGCGCAACGUCAGGGAGGCGUCGCUCCGCCUGGACGGACUUCCUGUGGCGGCGCGGGAGGCCCCCGCCGACGGACACCUCCACCUGCAGCUCAACAGCCAGCUGUUCAUCGGCGGCACGGCGUCCAGGCAGAAGGGCUUCCGCGGGUGCAUCCGCGCCCUGCGGCUGAACGGCGUCGCCCUGGACCUGGAGGAGAGGGCGAGGAUCACGCCGGGCGUCCGGGCCGGCUGCCCGGGCCACUGCGGCAGCUACGGGUCGCUGUGCCGGAACCGGGGCCGCUGUGCCGAGAGGGCCAACGGCUUCCUGUGUGACUGCGGCCUGUCGGCGUACACCGGAGCCUUCUGUCACACAGAGGUGUCGGCCCGCUUCCUGCCGGGGACGACCGUGAGCUACACCUUCAGGCAGCCGCGUGGGUCGGGGCGGAACAGCAGCGCCCGGCCCUCCUCCAUCUACUCCGACACCACCCUGAGAGGAGAGGACGUCUCCCUGAGCUUCAGGACCACCCAGAGUCCGGCUCUGCUGCUCUACGUCAGCUCGCACCACGGGGAGUCCCUGGCCCUGCUCAUCAACAAGCACGAUAAGCUGGAGGUGAGAUACAAGCUGGACGGCAGCAGAGGCGCCGAGGUGCUGAGGAGCGCCGCGAGGAGCCUGGCGGACGGACGACUCCACGCCGUCUCCGUCAGGAGGCGGAAGGACGCUGUGUCCCUGCAGAUCGACCAAAGUCCCAGAGAAGACUUCAACCUGACAUCUGAUGGAGAGUUGAACGGCAUCACGUCGCUGGUCUUGGGCAGAGUGCACGGGACGGACGCGGUGGAGCCGCAGCUGUCCCGCUUGGCGUCCCUGGGCUUCACGGGUUGUCUCUCGGUGGUCCGCUUCAACUCCAUCAGCCCCCUGAAAGCCGCUCUGCUCCACCCGCACAGCAGCCCCGUCGUCGUCACCGGGCCGCUGGUCCGGUCCAGCUGCGGCUCCUCGGCUUCGGCCAAUCCCCACGCGGUGGAGGACACGCGCCGCCUGUCAGACCAGUCUGGUUCAGUGGGUUCAGGUCAGCCUUUAGUCAAUUCCAUCGGGACCGACUCGGCUCUGAUUGGAGGUGUCAUAGCGGCGGCCGUCUUCGUGAUGGCCAGCGGCCUGGCGAUCGGCGGCAGGUUCCUGUACCGCCGGAAAGAGACGUACCGGAGCCAGGAGGCGGAGGGGGUCAAACGGGAGGACAGCCAAGAUUUCGCUUUCACCGACCAGAGGGACUCCCAGAGCGUCUCCACCGAAAAGCCAAAGGAGUACUUCAUCUGAGGGACGAGGCCAGCGGGCGCCGCGCUGCACUCAGAUACUCGGCCCGAAGGAAGUGGCCCAACAGCAGAAAAAAACACACAGAACCAAACCCACAGUUGAGUCUGCUGAUGCUUUACUGUGAGUUGUGAAAACAGUGGAAACAAACAGUGCACUUAUGAGGUGUUGAUUUCCUCUUUUCAGUUAAAAAAAAAAGUAAAUGUGCAAUCAAUGUCUUUGUAACAAUAUUCGGCGAAAGUCACUUUGUCAUAUUGAGAAGAUGCAAAGGUAUCAGUAUUUUUUGGUGUAUGGGUAAGAACACGUGUGAAGCCAGGACCUGUGCAGGACGUCGUCUAAUAAUAGUCCUCCUUCAUCCUCAUUCAUUCAUUCAUUUAUAAAUCCUCAGCCCAUUUGUUCCUUUUUUAAAUCAGUCUUUGGUGGGAAAUACAUUCAGUAAUCGAAUAUGUUCAUGGAGGGAACAUUCACUAUUUUCAUCAGCUGAGUUAUGGAUCGAGUUAUAAUCCGUAAACUGGAUCCACAUCAGUAUAUUUGACAUCAAAUGGCAACGAGGAGACAAUGACAAAGAGAGUGUUUGUUGUAGAGGGACACAAAUGAAGGAUAAUGUUACUUUGGAACUGCUCAAAGACAUUGAUAAAGGUGAGAAACAUUUAAAUAUGACGAGCCUCGGCAAUAGGGACAAAAACGAUAUAUCAAGAUAUUAAGGUCGCUAUUGUCUGGGUGACCCUUGAUGUGUUAGAGAAAGAUUUAUACAUUUCUCAUGACCAGUAAAUUGCAAUCAGACAGCUUGAACAAGAAGAUGUUCAGAAAAGAUCACUUUGCUAUGAAGCAGCUGGUAAAAACAGGAUAUUUACCUCCAAAAUCUAAGGGCCUAUAGUUGACCCUAUAGAUACAGCACAGGGAGGCAACAUUCUGACUUCUUAUGUGUAAGCAGCAGUUUGGGAUUCCUGUCAAAUGUGGUUCGGACGGAUUUUUCAUCAAACCAUGUUGGUGGACCUGCGUCUGUGCACUGUUACAGUUGAAGUGGUGUUGUUAUUUAAUGGUUCCUAUUGGUGAAUAACAGUGAGAUGCAGUGACAUGUCGUGAGGAAAUGAACCUCCAGAGGGUUUGAAUUCUGGUUGUUUGGUUACGGACAAAAUGUUUGAAGAGAAUAAAGUUUUUUUCCAGA